AUGUCAGCACCAACUCAGAUUCAGAUGGAAAUGUUAGUUAAUAGUUUGAAAAUACAUUUAGGCAUACAUAUUCCAGAAGAACUAGGACCAAGUGCGACUCCAAAUCAAUUACGACGACAACUAUACUAUACUAAAGAUGUCAUUCAAAAAAUUGAAGAAAAACUUAAAAAAUUGAAUGAUGUUUAUGAAGUAGGUAAUGAGUAUAUUGCUAAAUUGAAUAAAGAGGGACGAGAACAAAGAGAAGUACAAUUACAUACGAUAUAUAAAAACUUAGAAAUUGGGGUCUUAACGGAAGCAGCAGAAAAUAAACUUAGACUUUGGAUAGAUAAAAGACUUAGCUUAGCUCAAAGACUUGAUUUACCAGAUUUAGAUUCAACAAGUGAGGUUUCGGAAACGAGUCAAGUACACCCAAUAAGAACCGAACAAAGAAAAUUGUUACGCCCACCAAUACAAUUACGUAGGUUUGACGGUACAAUGGAAAAUUGGUGUGGUUUUUGGGAAACUUUUAGAGUAUUGAUACAUGAAGAUGUCACAUUAAGUCAUAUUGAAAAAUUUAAUAUAUUAGAAUCAGUCCUAGAUGAUGAAGCAAAAGACCUGUUAGGGGGUCUACAAAUGACAAGAGAAGGAUAUGAAACCGCCAUAGAUUUACUUUUGAAAAAAUUUGGGAAUGAUAAAAAAUGAAUUAGAGCUUUAAAUCAUGAAUUGUUAAAUCUUCCACAAAGUUAUAAUUUUAAUGAUGAUGAGAAAUUAUAUUUAAAAAUUGAAAAACUGUGUCGACAAUUAGAAUCUUUAAAACAGAACAUUGAUGAAGCUCCUUACUCAGAAGUUUUAGAUAAGUACUUCACAAUAAAGGACGUAGAAGAUAAUGAAAAUUGGAACACAUUAAAGUUUAGGGACGCGUUGGGGCGAGCACUGACACAAAUAAGAAAUAAAGUAGAAGUAAGACUGGUACCAAGUAAUAAUCUUAGAGAUAUAAACAAUGAACCAACAAUGAAUUUUUCUAUAAGUUAUGAUAAUAAAAACAAAAAAUAUUCACCAGAAAGGCAAAGAGGAAGAGAAGAAAAUAGGACUAGAGGAAGACAAUUCUCAGGUAGACAAAAUAAACUUUCAGAUUCUUCG
Meloidogyne enterolobii is the source of this 1119-nucleotide messenger RNA. The record is from the annotation of a GenBank genome assembly. Lineage: Eukaryota; Metazoa; Nematoda; Chromadorea; Rhabditida; Meloidogynidae.